Musa acuminata AAA Group (dessert banana) is the source of this 1414-nucleotide messenger RNA. Its product is annotated as MADS-box transcription factor 22. Gene Ontology annotation, biological process: positive regulation of transcription by RNA polymerase II. Lineage: Eukaryota; Viridiplantae; Streptophyta; Magnoliopsida; Zingiberales; Musaceae. Gene Ontology annotation, cellular component: nucleus. Bases 516 to 1202 code for a protein of 228 amino acids. Gene Ontology annotation, molecular function: RNA polymerase II cis-regulatory region sequence-specific DNA binding; protein dimerization activity; DNA-binding transcription factor activity, RNA polymerase II-specific. The transcript has 8 exons. The record is from RefSeq and is a predicted model, not a curated record.
GCAUUAAAUCGAACACCUACUUGUAAUCCUCUGAGAGGCAGAAGUUAGUCCAUAAGAGAGAGAGUGUGCGAAAGAGACAGGAAGAGAGGCCUGCGAGUGGCCUUGACGGUAACCCAUGAGUGGGUCUUCGACAUGGCGAGAUACCACCGCAGCAAGGGCCGCUGUCUCCUCCCCUUUUUCUGCAGCCUCUCAUUUUCCCUCAACCUAUUGGUCAGUGGUCUCUGAAACUCCCACCGACGGACCCAAUCGGAGCUGCGAGGAGGAGGGAGGAAAUCCAGCUCUCAUCCCUCGUCGAACUUGAGAUUGGUGAGUUCCCCCUCUUCCUUUUCCUUCUUCUUUUGUUAAUGUCUUUUUCUCCUUGUUAGGGUUUCUUGUAGGGCUUCACUUAAUUUGGAAACAGAUGCAAUGUCUUUUUCUUUCCAUAUUGACGUACUUUUUUGGAUCGAGGUGAUCCUCGGUUCACCAUCUCGCUGUAGGAGGAGGAGGAGGAGGCGAGGAGGUGAGAUCGGAGAGGGAUGGCGAGGGAAAAGAUACAGAUAAAGAAGAUCAGCAACGCGACGGCGAGGCAGGUCACGUUCUCGAAGCGUCGAAGGGGGUUGUUCAAGAAGGCGGAGGAGCUAUCGAUCCUGUGCGAUGCGGAGGUAGCGCUCAUCGUCUUCUCCUCCACAGGCAAGCUAUUUGAGUUCUCCAGCUCCAGCAUGAAGGAAAUACUCGAAAAGCAUACCACACACUCGAAGAAUUUGGAGAAAGCAGAAGCACCAUUGAUAGACUUAAACUUAGAUGAUAGCAACUAUACAAGCCUGAGCAAUCAAAUUGCAGAUGCAAGCCUUCAAUUAAGGCAGAUGAGAGGGGAAGAGCUUCAAGGGUUGACGAUCCACGAGCUGCUGCAGCUGGAGAAAACCCUCGAAGAGGGAUUAAGAAAGGUCCUGGAAACAAAGGGUCAACAUAUCAUGGAGCAGAUCAAUGAUCUUCAAGAAAAGGGGAAGAAGCUGAUGGAAGACAAUGAGAGACUGAGGAAGCAAGUAGUAAUUAUGGCCAGGGAGGAGAAACAGCUCGUGACUGAAUCAGAAAACAUCACAUAUGAAGAUGGGCAGUCGUCUGAAUCAGUUUCUAAUGCUCUGCAGUUAAGAAUGCCUCAGGAUACUGAUGAUAACUCUCACACUACACUGCAACUAGGGUUGCCAGUGUCAAAGUGGCUGUGACCGUGAGAGUUCUCUGGACAUAGAGCUGCAGGAUUAUAGUUGUCGUGGAUAUGUGCACUCCUAUAUGAUGAAUGAGUAUAUAACAUAACGUUUCCUGCUAACUACGCUGUGGUAAACAACUCCUAAAAGUAUAUGAGCAGUCUCUUGUGUGAUUGAUGACAUCACUGAGCAUUCAAUAAUCUUAGUUGGCUUUGAUGUUUCCAUUACCAAAA